GAGUGAGAGCCAGAGAUGGGGCCCGCAAUUAGGAGUCCCCAGUCCAGGCCUGGCUACUGUUCCUCUUAUGGGUCCAUAAGCCCGCCUUCCCAGGCUGGCCACUUCCCCAAUCAAAUCUCUGAUCUUCCUUGGUUCUUACAUCUCACAGAUCCUGGGACUUAGGGGAAGCCUCCUGCCUAGUUCAGAGGCCUCCUCUUUUCCUCCUCUCCUCCACUGACAGAGUCUGGACUGGUAUGGCCUGGAGGUGCUCACAACUGCUACCGGUCCCUGUGCAGCUGGUGCUACUGGCCUCAGGUAUCUGGGGGUCCACAGUUAUAUUUGAAGAGCUUCAUAGAAUGGUAGGACAGAGCUUCUCCGUGCAAUGCCAGUACAAGUCUGAGGAGGAGCCUUAUGUGCUGAAAACGUGGUGUCGGCAAGUAUCUCCAAAUAGAUGUACGAGAGUGGUCACUACCUCCGAGCCUCGGAAAGCAGUCAGGGAAUCACAGCACACGAUCUGGGAUGAUCCUGAAGCCGGCUUCUUCAGCAUCACCAUGACUCAACUAACAGAGAAUGACUCGGCAUUCUACUGGUGUGGUCCGUUUAGUCCUUCCCGCAGAAAAGUGACUGUUCUCAGAAACAUCAGCCUGGUGGUGUCUCCAGCCUCAUCAACUCUUCCUUCACAGAUGAGCACUUGGCUCCCAGAAAGCACAGUUAUGACCACAUCUCCUGAGGACAUCACUGACUCUUCCAUCAACGGCUCUGUGCACAGAAACCAAAGUUCUUCCUCUCCUGGCUGGACCUCCCCGGGGCUUCUGAUCUCUGUGCAGUAUGGACUCCUCUUGUUCAAGGGCCUGAUGCUGUCAGUUUUCUGUGUGCUCCUUUGCUGGAGGCGUGGCCAGGGACGUGAGCAUAUGGCAGAGACAGAGAUGAUGGAGCUCUCAAAAUUACCUCAUAUCUCGAAGUCCUUGGGCACCGUUAGCCACAUCUCAGGGUGUGAGAAGAAAGCUAACUGGUUCUAAGGCUACCCAGUGAGCCGAGAAGGUCCAACUGCAGCUCUACCUCCGCCAUCAGGCAAGCCCACAGGAGACAACAGCCGGACCCGCACCUCAAAUUGCCAGGGCUGUCACUCUGGUAUCGAGCACCCUCAGUGUCACAUGCCCUGUAGCCCAGUCCUCCCCCAAGAUGACCAACCAUGGGAAGUUAAUCUGCAACACCCAGCUCAAGUACCUUUCCAGAACCCCACUCCAGGGCCUUCUCAUUCUCUCUUCUGCCUCUGUUGCCAUCACAGGCUCUGUUUCCCAAGUGAGCUACUCACAAGGCCCGCACCUGUCCACUGUACUGAAGUUCACAAGUUCACAUUCUUGGUUUGCUCUAGAUUUCCUAAAAUGAGGCGGAAAUAAUUUAAAGGUUAACAUGGGGAGCCAAGAAAGGCUGUGUGCUGUGGACCACAAACCGAGAAAGUCCAGAAGUUAAAGGGGGAAAAAAAAUGUUUUAAACAAGACCAAAACCUCCCCAAACUGACCCUUCAUGCAGCCACACAUCAGAGCCGACCGCCAGGGGUCAGUAUUGUGCUGGUUUAUCCAGUGAUGCCAUUUCAUCCACACAAAGUCUGCUUAUACAAAGAGGAUUGUUAGCUGGUGGGAGGAGGGGGUAGACUCCUUUAGGGAACAAAAAGAAUGUCACAUCUGUAAAACAAGAGGCCACAGUGAUGUUCAGCCCAUGUGAUGUUCAGUAGAGCCUGGAUACUGGCAUUCAGCAUGCAUGUGGACAUCUGCUACUGACAACAAGCUGAAUCUUAUAACCAUAAAAAGGCCACUAUGAAAGGAGCAUAUUCCAUUCUCCUCUUUUUUAUAUUAUGUGUGGGAGAAUAAAAUAUAGAUGUUUCUUCACAUACUGCAUGAUAUUAUCUGUGCCCCAUUUUGCUCCAUUUCUCCUUUGAAGUGGAGAUUUCUGGUUUCUUUGUAAACUCAGUUUUA
Molecule: messenger RNA, 1955 nt
Organism: Mastomys coucha (southern multimammate mouse)
Lineage: Eukaryota; Metazoa; Chordata; Mammalia; Rodentia; Muridae
Gene: Treml4
Product: triggering receptor expressed on myeloid cells like 4
Exons: 6
Coding region: 234-998 (254 amino acids)
Biological process (GO): positive regulation of toll-like receptor 7 signaling pathway
Cellular component (GO): cell surface
Molecular function (GO): signaling receptor activity
Source: RefSeq, a predicted model, not a curated record